GUCAGGACGUUUCGCGAGACGUAUACCAUGGGGGAUUUCUGGCCGGGGAAUAUAAUGAUGGCUCUGGGGGAUCGUCAGUCGAGCCAUGAGAUGGUAAACGGAGGUCAUGAGGAUGCUGUGAAGAAGAUCUAUGUCCUGGAUUGGGAGCUGUCAAAGGCUGGAGUAGCUGCGAUGGAUGUCGGCCGAUUUGUGGCGGAGAUGAGUUUGGUGGCGAAGUUUCGCGACUCCUACAAGGAUCAGGCGGAUUGUUUGAUGAGAGGAUUUGUGACGGGAUAUAAGGACGCCCUUGAAGUAAACGGUGCUAGUGUGGGUUGGAGCUCUCGGAUGAGGAGAGAUGUGACGAUUCAUGUAGGUGCGCAUUUUGUGACAUGGACUCCUAGGACUGGGUGGAAAGGAAAUGCUAAAGUGAGAGAGACCGUGGUGGAAGGCGUCAAUUACCUCUUGGACCAUACGUGCAAGUUUGAAGCUUUAUGA
This is a messenger RNA of Stereum hirsutum FP-91666 SS1, 474 nucleotides long. RefSeq lists its product as uncharacterized. Lineage: Eukaryota; Fungi; Basidiomycota; Agaricomycetes; Russulales; Stereaceae. The annotation marks the transcript as partial. The record is from RefSeq and is a predicted model, not a curated record. The transcript has a single exon.